AUGAACGGGCCUCUUCUCCUCUCGCUCCUCUUCCCUCUGCUAGCCCUGGCGCAGGAUUCGUCUUCGGGCAGCAGCCUCCCGCCUCCAGGAUACAAUGGAGGCAGCGACAACCCGCAAGACCCUAGCGAUGCUGGCGCUGCAGGCUCGCAAAAGGGUGCUUUCUCUUUGUCAGGUGGUGCCAUUGCUGCUAUUAUCGUAGUAGCCGUCGUUGUCGUUCUAGGCUCAAUCGCAUCUGGGGUUCUCUGGUGGCUCGCAAAGAAGCGUCAGUGGGACGUUCGAGCAUCCAUUCGCCGCGCUUCUCGUCGCUUUACCGGCCGCUCAACUGUCGACAACAAGCAAAACCGCUCGGAUCGACGCACUGGUAUUCGCCUCAACUCUCCGCCCCCGGGCAAGAACACCAACAAGAUGCGCGACAUCGAAAAGGGUCUCCAUAUCCCACACAAGACUCCUCAAACCACUACCAUCAUCACAAGU
Bipolaris sorokiniana ND90Pr is the source of this 474-nucleotide messenger RNA. RefSeq lists its product as uncharacterized. NCBI's taxonomy places the organism in Eukaryota, Fungi, Ascomycota, Dothideomycetes, Pleosporales, Pleosporaceae. The record is from RefSeq and is a predicted model, not a curated record. The annotation marks the transcript as partial. The transcript has 2 exons.